Molecule: messenger RNA, 249 nt
Organism: Suillus subaureus
Lineage: Eukaryota; Fungi; Basidiomycota; Agaricomycetes; Boletales; Suillaceae
Exons: 1
Source: RefSeq, a predicted model, not a curated record
AGAACUCAAAGGUUCUGCGAAAAAAAUAAGCCCGAUGGUUUGGAGUUUGCGUGGGUGGACACGUGUUGCAUCAACGGGAGCAGCACGGGAUCGGACAAAUUGCUUCGGUCGAUGUUUCGAUGGUGCCACAACUCUAGCAUUUGCAUAGUCCAUCUUGGUAGACGACAACUACCCUCGGUGAUACGGAAGAAGAUGAAUGUUGGCAGAGGGAGUUCAGGAACACUGUAUACAUUGCCCCGCGGACCAUGA